AAGGUUCGUUCACUCCAAGCACUAUACUAUACACAUCAUGUCGUUACCAUUGCCUUACUACAAUGACGAUCCAAAGUCGUUCGCUUAUCCAACAAUUCAUAAGCGUUGGCCAACAAUCAUUCAGGAUGCCAUUAAAGAUGUCGAAUCAGCCAGUGAAAAACCGGGCAAGUCGGAAAUCUUGUCCAGAUUGAACAAUCUUUUAACUGCAUUCAAAAACGAUGAAGUGGUUCGUGAAUUCACCGACACUGAAGUCAAGUUGGUUCCUGAAUUAGCUUAUUAUAACACUAGUCUUGAAGAAUGUAACAAGGUCAAGAAGGUUACUUGGCAGACUGGUCCUUGGUUAUACCUUGAAUGUUACCUUUAUCAAUUCAUCAAUGUGAUUUUUGUUGAAUUCAAAUGGCAAAAUUAUGAUGUUUUUCAAAACUUGAAAACUCAAACUUUUAAACUGAGUGAAUUCGGGGUGUUGGAAUUAUGUAAGAGAUACCAAAGUCUUUCUAAGCAAUUGGAAUCAGUUAAAGAUCAAGAAACUCUUGAAUUGUUAUUUAACGAGUUUAUUGACAUUUCACUUUGGGGUAAUGCUACUGACUUGUCGUUAUUAGCUGGUAACAUUACAUUGGAAGAUAUCAAAUCUGUACAAGGUGCUGAAGUCAGAAAAAAGAAUGAAGAAAACAUCUUGAUUAAUGACUUAUCCAAGGCUUGGAAACACUAUUCUAGUCAAUCAGGCAAAAGAAUUGAUAUUGUUUUGGACAAUUCUGGGUUUGAAUUGUUUGCUGAUUUAAUUCUUUCAUUAUUCUUACUCGACACAAAAUUAGCUGAAUCUGUACAUUUACAUUGCAAGGAAAUUCCAUGGUUUGUUAGUGAUACCAUGCCAAAGGAUUUCCAAGAUUUGCUCAACCAAUUGCAAGAUCCAAGCUUCUAUCCAAACAUUCACAAAGACGAACCUGAAGCUAUUAAGUUAGUCCAUGACGAGAUUGAAAAUUAUUUCAAACUGGGUAAGAUUGUUAUAACUCACGAUCCUUUCUGGACCUUGGAUUACAAUUACUGGUCCAUUCCCAGAUUCCCAGUGUACAAGGAGCUUUUAAAAUCAAAUUUGAUUAUUUUCAAAGGAGACUUAAACUAUAGGAAAUUGACUGGUGAUUUACAAUGGGACAAGACUACCCCAUUCAAAACCGCAUUACAAGAGUUGGCCACUUCGAAAUUACCAGUUCUUUCAUUAAGAACAUGCAAAGCUGAUGUUGUUGUUGGUUUACCUCAAGGAGUAAACGAAAAGUUGAUUGAGCAAUACAAGAACAUGGGCAAUGAAAUUGGAGAAUUUUGGAGUAGUUCCGGUAAAUGGGCAGUUAUUUCAUUCAAUCAAGGAAUAUAGAUUGACAAUAAAUAAUAAUAGAACUAAAUAUAUACAACAUAACUCGUAUUUACAUUUCGCCAGCUUUUCUGGAAUUACAAGCAACAAUCUUGAACUUUUCAACUUGAACUUCAGUAUCAACACUGUCAUUACCAGAGCCACCACCAGUUACAUCACUCAUUUUAAUCAACACAUUCUUGAUAAUAAAAGUCCACACAUCGUCACAAAAUCUAUAAGUAUCCAAAUCACCUUUGAAUGUCAACUUCGAUUUUGCUAUAUUACUUUCAUGUUUAAGCAAAUCACUGAUAAUUCGAUCAAAAUUGGUCAAGAUUCUGUUGGCUAAUUGUGGUGGGAUUCGUUCAUCAGAAAUAAGCGUAUCUAACGCAUCUGUCAACGUUACUCCGAUGGUAGAUCUUCUAUAAAGUUCAUAAUAUGCUGGUGCACUCAUCUUAACACACAACAGCAAAGAAACAUUAAUAAUC
This is a messenger RNA of Spathaspora passalidarum NRRL Y-27907, 1827 nucleotides long. It is a transcript of the gene HRT2, whose product is annotated as putative methyltransferase. The transcript has a single exon. Lineage: Eukaryota; Fungi; Ascomycota; Pichiomycetes; Serinales; Debaryomycetaceae. The record is from RefSeq and is a predicted model, not a curated record. Bases 38 to 1366 code for a protein of 442 amino acids. Gene Ontology annotation, cellular component: cytoplasm; nucleus. Gene Ontology annotation, molecular function: phosphatase activity. Gene Ontology annotation, biological process: DNA damage response.